Aspergillus brunneoviolaceus CBS 621.78 is the source of this 2829-nucleotide messenger RNA. Its product is annotated as GPI ethanolamine phosphate transferase 3. Gene Ontology annotation, biological process: GPI anchor biosynthetic process. Gene Ontology annotation, cellular component: endoplasmic reticulum membrane. Lineage: Eukaryota; Fungi; Ascomycota; Eurotiomycetes; Eurotiales; Aspergillaceae. The record is from RefSeq and is a predicted model, not a curated record. Gene Ontology annotation, molecular function: mannose-ethanolamine phosphotransferase activity. The coding region runs from base 1 to 2829 and encodes 942 amino acids. The transcript has 2 exons.
AUGGCGACAGCAACCAUCUUUCAUCACAGACAAUUCUCGCUGUUCUUCCUUUGGGUCUGUUUGGUGCAGCUGGCAGGCCUCUACUUUUUCACCAAAGGUUUUCUGCUGACCCGCCAGAUCCUGGAGGCCAGAAGCGCCUGCGAUGAGCCUCCGAGAGCUCUCUGGCCUUCCGCCCAUGGAGAUGUUGGUGGUUGUUGGCUCCGGCCAACCUUCAAGAAAGCUGUCAUUCUGAUCAUUGACGCGCUGCGCUACGACUUUACCAUCCCCUACUCUCCUUCCAUCCAAGCAGCGGAAGAAAAGCCAUACCAUAAUGCCCUCACCGUCCUGCACACCCUCGCAAGCGAGAGACCGCGCAACGCCCUCCUCCUCCCCUUUCUUGCUGACCCCCCGACCACCACCCUCCAACGCCUCAAAGCUCUGACAACAGGCACUCUCCCGACCUUCAUUGAAGCCGGCUCCAACUUCGCUGGUUCUGCCCUCACUGAAGACAACCUCCUCGACCAGCUCCUCUCGGUUCCCUCAUCUUCCUCUCCCUCAUCCAGCACCGCGCAAUCCAAUCCACACUCGGAUCACAAUCCUAAGCAACGGCGCCUCGUCCACCUCGGCGACGACACUUGGCUCAAACUCUACCCGGACCAUUUCCUCCCACAUCUCUCCCACCCCUUCCCCUCCUUCGUCGUCGAAGACCUCCACACCGUCGACACCGGCGUCACCACCCACCUCCUUCCCCUCCUGCGCAAUGACACCCUCCGCUGCGAAUGGCUCGUGAUCAUUGGCCACUUUCUGGGGGUCGACCACGUCGGCCACCGGUUCGGGGCCGCGCAUCCGCUCAUGCGGAAUAAACUCCAGCAGAUGGAUGCGGUGGUGCGCGAGGUGGUGACGGCUCUAGACGAUGCUGACGAGGAGACCCUUUUGGUCGUCAUGGGGGACCAUGGGAUGGAUGAGAAUGGCAAUCAUGGCGGGGAGACAAUGGAGGAGGUUCUAGCUGCUGUGUGGUUAUAUUCACCUCGGACGUUUGUGGGGAGAAGGGUCGGUGGUGGUGGUUAUGAUGAUCACGACGAGGGGGCACCGGCGGUACCCCAGGUGGAUAUCGUUUCGACGCUGGCGCUGCUGCUUGGGGUGCCAAUUCCGUUUAAUAACCUUGGGAGGCCUAUUGAAGAGGUGUUUGCUUUCGGCUCCGGAGGAUGCGAUAAACAGGAAGAGAAAAUAGAUUGGCGACGGUUGGUGAGGGCGAAUGCGCUAGCUGCUGCACAGAUGGAGCGGUUUCAUGCCGAGUACACGAGGCUUUAUGGGAGUCAUAGGGGUGGUGUUGAGGUCCGCAUUGAAAGGUUUGUUCAGGGUGAUAUAGAUUUCGGGGACGAGGGCUCGUUGCAGCGGGCUUAUCGGGGGUUGAGGGAAUACCAGGCGGAGAUGUUGAGGGGAUACCGGCGGGUUUGGGCGCAGUUCAACGUCUUGAAUAUGGUCGAGGGGGUGGUGAUUCUGCUGCUGUGCGUUGUUGCAAUGGUCUGCGCUCUCGUUGAUGGGUCUUGCUUCGGUGGGCCGAAAAUCAAGCCGAAGGCGACAAUGGCUGGGAGCGUGGUGGGUAUUUUGGCUGCAGCGGCUCACUUCGUCUAUGCAGACCCUGCAUAUCACGUUGUCGAGAGUCUCAUCUUAGGCGCUACCAUAGCCAGUCUGACCGGUUUGAUCGCCGGGGCUAACUACAAUGCUGUGCGCCGGUGCUGGCAACCCGGAUUCAACAUUGGGAAGUUGCAGGCCAUGUUGUUUCCGCUGGCUCUCGCGGCUGGCUUCGCAUCAAACUCGUACACUAUCUGGGAAGAUGAGAUCCUGCUGUUCUUCCUCUCCAGCUUCGGGAUCUGCACAUUGGCCUCUGCCACCCACCCAACCUCUUCCGUUGUGUUUCUGCUACUAAUCCGCCUCGCCUCCUAUAGCCGCCUGUGUCGAGAAGAACAACUGCCCUCGUGCCGGACCACCUUCUACCGACUCGAGAACUAUGUCCCCUGGCGUAUCCUCGCCCCAUUUCUGACUGUCUUCGUUAUACUUUCGGCAAACAGACACUUGGGAGAUAGAUUCAAGCACACGUGGAACACACCCUACAUUGCUGCACUCUUUCUCCACAUUCCGUUCUGGACACUUCAGACAGCCAGCGAGCAGGGCUGGCUCUCCAACAUCAUCACAGACUACACCUCCAAGAAUGUAUGUAUAGUGAUCGCUCGAAUCGUGCUGCUCGCCAGUAUAUUUGGCCUUGGAUCCGUCUUGCUGCCCUCUCAUCACUACGAUAAACCACACAUUCUCACCACUGCCAUCUUGCUAGUAUGUGUCCUGGUGAGUCCCCCCACCAGCGGUGUUCUGCUUGCAUGCCUCUACACCCAACUCCUCUUGCUCCCACGCACUACAAGCCACCGAGUCGGACCCACCAUCGCCGCUCUCCUGGGCUCAUUCUACUUCUUCACGACCGGCCACAACGCCACCUUUGCCUCUAUCCAGUGGAAAGCCGCGUACACUGGCUUUCGGGACGUGGUGUAUCCAUGGUCCCCGCUGCUGGUCGGGGUGAACGCGUUCGCGGGGCCGAUUCUGGCGGCGUGCGCUGUUCCGUUCUUCUUCACCCCGCUUGGCGCGUCUCCUUCGCGAGAGAGCACGGCAGCCCGCGCCCAGAUGAUCCUCGCACAUGGUACCGCUUACACCCUCUGGGCCGCCGCCACGGCCAUCUGGGCGUGUCUUCUCCGACGACAUCUGAUGUUGUUCGCCAUCUUUUGCCCGCGGUUCCUACUGGCGGGGACGGUGAUGUUAAUUGUGGAUGCGAUUGGGUUAGUGAACUCGCUUGUAAUGUAG